This is a messenger RNA of Aspergillus tanneri, 1326 nucleotides long. Its product is annotated as ATP-dependent RNA helicase SUB2. Gene Ontology annotation, molecular function: ATP binding; RNA binding; RNA helicase activity. Bases 1 to 1326 code for a protein of 441 amino acids. The record is from RefSeq and is a predicted model, not a curated record. NCBI's taxonomy places the organism in Eukaryota, Fungi, Ascomycota, Eurotiomycetes, Eurotiales, Aspergillaceae. Gene Ontology annotation, biological process: mRNA splicing, via spliceosome; mRNA export from nucleus. The transcript is spliced from 5 exons.
AUGUCUCACGAGGAGGAUCUCAUUGACUACUCCGAUGAGGAGCUCCAGACCACCGAUGCGGCUGCCACCACUGCCGCUCCCGCCGCGAAUGGAGACUCCGACAAGAAGGGCGACUUAACUGUCACAGGCGGUCGUCCCGACAAGAAGGGAAGCUAUGUCGGUAUUCACUCGACUGGCUUCCGCGACUUUCUACUCAAGGGAGAACUUCUACGUGCCAUCACCGAUUGCGGUUUCGAACAUCCUUCGGAGGUCCAGCAAGUCUGCAUUCCGACCGCCAUUUUAAACGUAGACGUCCUUUGCCAGGCAAAGUCUGGUCUCGGAAAGACUGCCGUCUUUGUUUUAACCACUCUGCACCAGCUGGAGCCUGUCCCUGGAGAGUGCUCGGUCCUUGUUAUGUGCCACACCCGUGAAUUGGCAUAUCAGAUCAAGAACGAAUACGCUCGUUUCAGCAAAUAUCUUCCCGAUGUGAAGACUGCUGUCUUCUACGGAGGUACCCCUAUCCAGAAAGACAUUGAAGUGCUGUCGAACAAGGAGUCGUAUCCCAACAUCGUCGUUGCUACGCCCGGUCGUCUCAAUGCUUUGGUCCGUGAAAAGAAGCUUUCUCUGCGCAACGUCAAGGCGUUUGUUCUUGACGAAUGCGACAAGAUGCUUGACCAAAUCGAUAUGCGUCGUGACGUUCAGGAGAUCUUCCGUGCUACACCCGCCGACAAGCAGGUCAUGAUGUUUAGUGCUACCCUAUCGCAGGAAAUCCGUCCUAUUUGCAAGAAGUUCAUGAGAAACCCACUUGAGGUUUACGUGGAUGAUGAUACCAAGCUCACCCUUCAUGGUCUCCAGCAGUAUUACAUCAAACUCAGCGAGGCCGAGAAGAACCGGAAGCUGAAUGAGCUCUUGGACAGCCUCGAGUUCAACCAGGUCAUCAUUUUCGUUAAGAGCACACUCCGUGCCAACGAAUUGGACAAGCUCUUGCGCGAGUGUAAUUUCCCUAGUAUUGCAGUUCACUCUGGUGUGAGCCAAGAGGAACGUAUCAAACGCUACAAGGAAUUCAAGGAAUUCAACAAGCGUAUCUGUGUUGCGACGGACGUGUUUGGUCGUGGUAUUGAUAUCGAACGUAUCAACCUUGCCAUCAACUAUGAUCUGCCCGCUGAUGCAGACUCGUACCUACACCGUGUGGGUCGUGCGGGCCGUUUUGGUACAAAGGGCCUGUCGAUUUCCUUUGUCAGCAGUGAAGAGGACCAGAAUGUCCUCAAGGAUAUUGAGAAGCGAUUCGAAGUCGCUCUUCCUGAGUAUCCUGAGGGUGGUGUUGACUCCUCUACCUACAUGGCCUAA